Messenger RNA from Ectocarpus sp. CCAP 1310/34, 2910 nucleotides. The record is from the annotation of a GenBank genome assembly. NCBI's taxonomy places the organism in Eukaryota, Phaeophyceae, Ectocarpales, Ectocarpaceae.
AUGGACACGAGGAAGCUGAAUGCCGUCCUGCAGAGGGCGAGGGGCAAGCCAGGUCUCGACAAAACCCGCAAGAUGCUAAAAAAAUCAAUCAAGGGUCCCAAGAAGAGCAACAAGAACGACAUCUACAGUUUUUACCACGGCGACAACGACGAUAACGGAGGUGGUAGGGCGAAGAACAACAGCAACAGUGGCAAGAAGGGCUUUGAUCUCUUGGCUAGUAGCCGUGUGGUGGAUAAGCAGCUUAACAGGCAGCUCAAGGGAUGGCCCGCCGGACAUGUGCGGCAGAUUCUUCGUUGCCGUACCGGCCUCGCCACGAGAUUAUUAGGCAAUCAUGGCGCGACCCUCAACACGAUUGUGGCAAAUGCGGUGAAUUGUAUACCUCCCGCUAUUUCUGCCCCGAAGAAAAAGAGCCUGGCGAAGGUGGACGUGCUGAGAGAUGCCACGAGCAACUACCGCACCGUUACCGUUCGCGGAGUCCCGAAAAAUGUGUUCCACGCCGUUCGUCUCCUUUGCCAGGCUAUCGGCAACUCGGUGGUUGUGGGCGAAGUCGAGAAGCGCCCACCGGCCGCAUCUGCAGCAACGCCUCGGGUUCGUUUUGCUGUGGGCGGAGGCCACGGCGAUGGCGGUAGCGAUGGCGGUAGCGAUAGCGGCGAUGGCGGCGGCUUUGGCGUUAUGACGAAGACCCGCGCCCCUGCCAACCACAGAAACACCACCGCCGCCGCCUGGACCAUCACCGACACCACUACCACUAUCAACAACAACGCCGACAAUAACAACAACAUCACCAACAUUUGCGGGCACGACAUCAUAAGUAGCAACAUCGGCAAUGUUACCCUGACUGCAGCAGGCAUGACCAUGGAUACAUACCCCGCUCCUACCAAGCGUUCUAGCGUUGGCACCGGAAAUAACGACGUCGCGAACCCUUCUACUCCUUCCGUUGGCGGUGCUUGCGCUACAACCGAUCCUGCCACGGCUGGCGCCUCUGCUGCUCCAGCUCCAGCUGGUGCCGGUGGUGGUGAUUACGAGGCCGUAGCCGGAGCAGGGAAACAUGGCACCUUCUUUGAAGGUAAUGCCGUUCCUCCGAGAUCGACCCUUAGCAACAACCCAGGCACGCGGGACACGAUGGACAUGGUCGAACGGCUUCACGCGGCGGGUAGGGGAGGACAAGGAACCCACUGCCAGCCUCAUCAGCAGCACGCUGCGCCCCCCGCGGAGGCCGCUGCUCCUGCCAUUCCAGGCGUUGUCGAUAGAAACAACGAUUUCUCGGGUCGCCCGGGCUUUGCCACCGUUGGCGAUAGCUUCCCGGCUCAUUCGCAGUACCCCAUGGCUACCGCACCGCCUGCUGCUCAUCUCGCCGGCAUCCCCAACGUCGGCAAUGGUGUUGGCCACGCCAAUACGGCCCAUGCUGGGUACUUUCCCGCGUUCGAUGGCGGCGGUGCUGUUGGAGCUCCUGGCUUUGCUGAUUUGGGUAGGGUAGCGGCUCCCGGCGCUGUUGGUGUCGGUGGCAGCAUCGAUGGGAUUGGCGCAGGAGCUCCUCCCGGGUUUUCUCGUGGACGUUUAGGUUCCAUCAACGCUUUGCCAGUUCCGACGGAGGCUGAGCACUCCGACGCGUCGGCAAUGAGAUUCUCUACAUAUCGGCCCUCGGCUGUUGCCGACGUUGGCACCGAUAACGCAGCCGGUUCCAUUCCAACUAUGACGGGGCAUCCGAACAUGACCGCUGCUUCCGGGCUUGGGGCCUUAGAGGCUACCAGGGAUGGUAUUUAUUUGGCCGGUGGUGGUGGUGGCGGCGGCGGUGGUGGUGCCUUUCUUGCUACUGGUGUUAACGUUGGUGCUGGUGGUUACGAUUUUAUUCCGUCAUCCGCCGCUUUUGCUCGAGAUUUGGCACCCUCAGAUGCUGCUGCUCCUGCUGCUCCCGCAAGUGUCUACCAUCCGCCGUCUAUUCGCCCCCUAGCUGCUAAUCGUCUAGACAACGACGCGAGAUCGGCUACUGCUCCGGUUGGUUUUUCUAUCCCCGAUCAACCCGUCCUUGCCACGGCAGCGGAGGGAAACUAUGGACAAACCGCUUCAGGAAAAACGCUCCAAAAUAUCUCUGAACAACCAAGCCUGCACAACGGUCACAUUGCACCUGCCGGUGAAAAGGGGAUUGCUGCAGAGGUCGCCGGCUGGGGCGAAGCAGGAGGAACCGGAAAGUAUUAUGGGAACAACGACGGGGACAAUACAGGCGUUUCUUCUCCUCCCAGUUGGACUGACGACGACAACGGUAACGACGAUGGCGAUGGCGUCACGGACGGGGCUGGAGCCGGGGCCAAGGACGAGGCGGUUAUUGUUGCGGAACCCGAUCCUCAUGUGGAGGCGGUCUUGAAGGCCGCCAAGUGCGAGCGCAUUCUGCCCUUGCUCGUCGCGAGGCAGGUCGACCUGCGGAAGCUGGCGCUCAUGGAAUACGACGACUUCAAGGCGCUUGAGGAUGAAAACGAUGCCAGAACAAGGGUGGCUAGGGGUCCCCAGUUGAAAAUCAAGCAUUACUGCAAGCGGAAGAUGAAGGAGCUAGGGGUGGAGAUCGAGCUGGGGAAGGAGGGAGCCGUGGGUGACAAAAAUCGCGGCAAAAAGCGCGCUGGCCAUGAGGGCGAUUCCGAGGGGAAUUGCCACGUCUGCUGGGAGAAAGAGAUUCAAUCUAGCGAUUUUCUCGCAAUUGUUUUUGCUGUUCCAAGAACUUCGUUCCCUUCUAUCUGCUCAACUGAGAUGCACCGCCCCCUACUCUGUCGUGUUAUCUCCUACGCUCAAACGCAGAUCAUCUUUUGCCCUUGCGGUCACGAGGCUUGCUGCGUAGACUGCGGAAAAGCCCUCGAGGGGGGUCCAUGUCCUAUCUGCCGUGCACCGGUGAAGGAGGCCGCCCGCGCCUUCAAGGGCUGA